CCCUUCAGCAGAUCAGCCUCUUGUUUCCGAGCGCACCGCAUCUCUGGGAAUUUGGUUUUAAUUCAGUGAAUAAAAUCUAAAUUCUUCGCUUUUUACGCGACGGUCGGUUUAUUCUAACACUUAUUUUUUUGUUGUUUAAUACUUGAACUGUUUUACCUGAUAGUCAGAUCAGAUACUGUCUGUUACCGGGCCUAUCCAUUCAUUUUCCAUUCUGAUCAUAUUUAACUUAAACACUCUCGAGGAUCAGUAGAUUUUUGUUGAAGAAAUCGUCCGGACAUUUGCUGCGUCUUUUUCCCACUGGAAGGAUUUUACAGGCCUCCUGCCUCAUCUUUGAAAGUUUACAGUAUGACACAGCCCGCUGCCAAAACUGAGAUGGACUAUUUGAACAGAUAUCGUGAGGACGACAACAGCAGCUCCAACAGCAAUGAGUGCUCUUACCAAGACUGCUCAAAGAAGGUUCCUCUGGGCGGCCAAUGCUCUGAUUUAGAUGCGGAGAGUCAGAAAUUCCUCCCUGAGCACAACCUGGGAAAGAAGAAGUAUGAGACUGAAUAUCACCAGGGCAAUGCUUCCUUCGGCAUGUCCGUCUUCAACCUGGGCAACGCCAUUAUGGGCAGUGGCAUCCUGGGUCUGUCCUACGCUAUGGCCAACACUGGCAUCGCCCUCUUUGUGAUUCUCCUCGUGGCUGUUGCCAUCUUCUCACUGUAUUCUGUCCACUUGCUGCUGAAGACGGCCAAUGAAGGAGGUGCACUGGUGUACGAGCAGCUGGGUUACAAAGCCUUUGGCUGGCCUGGGAAACUGGCUGCUUCCUUCUCCAUCACCAUGCAGAACAUUGGAGCCAUGUCAAGCUACCUCUACAUCAUCAAAUAUGAGCUGCCUAUUGUGAUUCAGUCCUUUCUGGGAACCAAGGCUGAUGAAUGGUACACUAAUGGAGACUACCUGGUGCUGCUGGUGACGCUUGUCAUUAUCCUGCCCCUCUCACUACUCAGGAACUUGGGUUACCUUGGUUACACCAGUGGUCUGUCCCUGCUCUGCAUGGUGUUUUUCCUGAUUGUGGUAAUCAUCAAGAAGUUCCAGAUCCCGUGCCCUCUCCCUGAGGAUGUCAGCGCUCUGAAUGAAACCAUAAGCAAAAUGCUGAACGCCACCUUGUCCCACCCAAACACCACCGCUGUGGACUACAGUGAGGACGCCUGCACACCAAAAUACUUUGUCUUCAACUCACAGACUGUCUAUGCUGUUCCCAUCCUGACCUUCGCCUUUGUGUGCCACCCGGCCAUCCUGCCGAUGUACGAGGAGCUCAAAGACCGUUCCCGUGGAAAGAUGCAGGGCGUUGCCAACGUGUCCUUCCUGGCCAUGUUCAUCAUGUACCUGUUGGCUGCCCUCUUCGGAUAUCUGACCUUCAACUCACACGUGGAGCCUGAGCUGCUGCACACCUACUCCCGAUUCUCAGGCUUCGAUGUGAUCCUGCUGAUCGUCCGUCUGGCUGUGCUGACCGCCGUCACCCUCACCGUCCCUGUGGUGCUCUUCCCUAUUCGUACCUCCAUCAACCACCACCUGUCCGCCUCCAAGGAGUUCAGCUGGAUCCGCCACACCAUCAUCACCGUGUGCCUGCUCGCUGGAACCAACGCCCUGGUGAUCCUGGUCCCCACCAUCAGGGACAUCUUUGGCUUCAUUGGUGCCUCUGCUGCUGCCAUGCUCAUCUUCAUCCUGCCCUCGGCUUUCUACAUCAAACUGGUCAAGAAAGAGUCCAUGAAGUCUGUGCAAAAGAUCGGGGCCACCGCCUUCCUCCUGUGCGGCCUCCUGGUCAUGUGCGGCAGCAUGACCCUCAUCGUGCUGGACUGGAUCCACAACGCCAGCCAAGACACACAAGCCAACGGACACUAAAGCUCCACCUCUCCUGUUGCAGCCUGCCAGAGGAGAGAGGACGCUUCCAGCGCUGGACUGCAAUGACCACGCAACCAACCAAGAUCAAAACCUGUUGUAAAAGAAGAAAAACACAAGAACUCACUUGAUGCUCGGCUUUGACUUCCUGAGCGACAGACCAUUGCCAUUCCAAGAGAAUGUAUCCUAACUUUGUACAGUAUGCUGUUAUAGACCACAAAGAUGGUGUUUUACUUGUUCUUUCUCUUUUUAUUGUAGCUUUUUUCAUUGUCGUUUUUGCUUGUUUUUACGUUUAAAUGAUUUUUCUUUUUUUAGUGGUACAGCUGAGAACAAAAAUUUGAAGGUGCCUCAUAACAGUUGACAUAGUCUUAGAGUUCAAAAUGCAGCUUACACUCAGGUACAGUGUUAAUGUCGUGUGCGAGUGUGGCUGUGACCUCAGAGCUCAGCAACAAGUCUGUGAAUAUCCCGAAGACUGACAAGAGGCAACAGACUUGAAAGUUUAUCCUCCUCAAGGACAAUGAAGUUCCUUCCAGCAUUUGUUUCUUUUUUUCUUUUUUCCUUUUUUACUUUGCCAAAAAUGUAUUUGUAAAGCAUCUUUGUAAAUUCAAAGCACUUACUGUUUAGCACACUUGUGAAAAAAAAAAAAACAGAUUUGUCAGUUUUCACAGGCGAGGCUUACUACACCGCCUAUUCAGUAUUCAUACCAAGGCUUUGUGACCUUGCUUAUAGUGUCAGCUUUCCUUGUAAAACAUAGUAUAAGUUAACAGAACCUGCCUUUUCAAACCCAACACUGGGAGCUGCAGAGCAUCUCACAAGAGAUCUCUACUGAAACUGUAUUUACUCUUUAAAACCUGCUGAAGAUCUUGUUGGAAUAGCGUGUGCAGCGAUGACACUACUGCUUUGAGAACCUGGAGGCCGCAGCGCCUUCAGUUCCACUUCCCUGUUGAGGGGCAGGGGAAACUGAAAUUUUUUCUUUAUGGGAGAAUACUUUGAAUUUGACCACAUGCAGUGGUUGUAAUAUACCUGUUAAACUUGCAAAAAAAAAAAGAACAACCUAAAAACUAGAAGUCAGGUGUGCUCUUUAACACCCGUCAACCAAACAUGUCAACAGAGAAGGCUAAAGGAGAGCGUCUGUCACAAUAUUUGGAGUGUUUCUAGGCAUGGUUGCACAGUUUUCUGCUUUUCGAAAUGUUCCACAUUGAAGAACUAGAAAGCUUGAUGGGGACUUGCUUCCCCUCGAGUCGUGAGCCUGUCACCUGAUGGCACACUGUGCUUCCAACACUAACUUAACACGUCACCAAACUGUUAUUGUCCAACAUCUAUUUAUGGAAAACCGUGAAAUCAAUGUAAUUUAAUCUAUUUUACUAUAUUUAUAUAAUAUUGUAUGUAUGUAUAUAUAUAUGUAUAUAUAUCUACUGAGUUCAACUGUAUAUACGCUUUGUUUUAACUUUUUUUUUUUCUAAACAAUAAUGAAUUGGAGCUGUAGAACAAAAAUGAAAAACCCCAAGCUGGUGAAUUUGUGAUGUUGCUCUGAUACAGAGGAGCUUCUACUGUUCAUGUCCAUUAAGACUGACUGAAUUAUCCUACUGUGUUGAUUCUGUGAAAACUGUGUUACAUGUAGAAACCACGGAGAGCAGCAGUCUUGUUUCCUUUUUGGCCCCUGAACAAAAACCUGGACUAGCAAAAUGUUCUUUAGGCACAUCUUGGUUAGAGAGUACGUCAGCCAUCUCUUACCUCAGGAGCAAAGAGGGCUUUGCCCACCAGUGUUACACUCUUGUUUCAAUGAAACGCUAUGUAUAUCCUGUAAUUAAUGUCUGAUUAAAAUCAAAGAUAAUCUAUA
Lates calcarifer (barramundi perch) is the source of this 3718-nucleotide messenger RNA. RefSeq names its product solute carrier family 38 member 2 (gene slc38a2). Gene Ontology annotation, molecular function: L-glutamine transmembrane transporter activity. The record is from RefSeq and is a predicted model, not a curated record. Lineage: Eukaryota; Metazoa; Chordata; Actinopteri; Centropomidae. The coding region runs from base 346 to 1881 and encodes 511 amino acids. The transcript is spliced from 16 exons. Gene Ontology annotation, biological process: L-glutamine transport; amino acid transmembrane transport.